Closterium sp. Yama58-4 is the source of this 6783-nucleotide messenger RNA. NCBI's taxonomy places the organism in Eukaryota, Viridiplantae, Streptophyta, Zygnematophyceae, Desmidiales, Closteriaceae. The record is from the annotation of a GenBank genome assembly.
AUGCUGCGGAAGCAAGGCGACCAGAGCGUGAUCUUCGCCGACACGGUCGCCAAGGUGAACCGGCACAACAGAAUCGUUCCGCGGCUGCUGGUGGUGACGGAAAAGGCGGUCUACAUUAUCGAGCGAGAUACCUUCCGGCUGAAGCGGCGCAUCCCAUUGGACAUCAUCGAGUCGCUGUAUCUGUCUGAGCUGGCGGAUAACUUUUUGGCGCUGAUGGUCCCCAAGGAGUUUGACUGCCUGCUUGUGAGCACACGCAAGACAGAGAUUGUGACUGUAUUGGUGGAUGCGACUAAAACGACUUCCAGGGAGCUGAAAGUGUGCUUCAGCAACAAGUUUGAAUACACCAUGGAUCCCGAUACAACACGGCAAGUGGAGUUCACACAAGUAGCAGGUGGUGUGAGCACCCGCAUCACCAAUGCUAUCUAUUCGAACCUCACAGUCGCUUCUGCGCCAGAUCUCACCGACUCACUAGCCUUCUUCCUCACUCUCGCCCACUGCGAGGAAGCCCACAGUCUAAAGGCCCCUCGUGCCCUUCCCAGACCCGCUUUCCGCACACCGUGUCCGUCUCUUAGGCUGCUCACAUACUCUUGCUCGCAUCCUUCCUCUCACCGUUCCCGCUGCGUGUUCGACUGGUCUCAAGUCCCCAUGGCGUCUCCUCGUCCCGCUGCUCGCUCGCCUCCGCCUGCCGUGGCGGCGGCCGCGCUGUGCGUGCUCGCCCUCGCCGGGCUCGCCGGCUGCGCUGCUGCCGCUGAGCCCGUCACUGGCGUCACCCCCGACAAGGAGGUGGCGGCGAUGAGGGCGAUUCGCUCUGCCCUGGGCCCGGAGACGGUGCAGAACUGGCUGCCCAACUGGGGCGACUUCGGGGACAUCUGCGGGCCCUUGGGGUGGGCGCCGCAGGUCAUCUGCGAUCAGACGCCCUCGGGCAACUACACCAUCGUCGCCAUCGACAUAUCGGGCGGCAUGGAGGGCACGCUCAGUCCGCGCAUCGCCGACCUUGACAACCUCAAGCAGCUGAAGCUGCAGAGCAUGGGGCUGGAGAGUGAGGGCCUCGUGGACACACUCCUGAAACUCACGCAACUCGACACGCUGGAGAUCCGCAACAUGCCGGUGGGCAUCACCACUGCUGAGCUCGACCUCUCCAAAUUCGCCAAACUCCAAAGCCUCGCGCUGCGCAAUGUGAUGCUGAGGGGCCUCAUCGCCAAGCUCAACCUGCCCGCACUCACCAACCUGCAAUACCUGGACUUGGCGCAGAACCAGCUGACGGGCGAGCUGCCCAAGGGGCUCACCAACAUCUUCCACAUUGACCUCUCCUCCAACAGCCUCUCAGGAAUGCUGCCCACCGACCUCAUCUCCUCGCCCAAAAUCCAGGACUUAGUGCUGUACAACAACCGUCUGGAGGGCGCCCUGCCUGACCUCUUCGCCGCUGCCGAGAAUCUUCAGCAGCUUGACCUGUCUCAGAACAACCUCGUCGGCACCCUCCCUCCUUCACUGGCCGAGCUGCGCAGUCUCUACUACAUUGACCUGAGCAGCAACUCCUUCCGUAACAAGAUGCCGCGCUUCUUUGCUGCCUGCACCGUCACCAACACCAGCGCCUUCCUCAACCUGACGAGCAACAAGCUCACGGGCGGUAUUCCCAACAGCCUGGGGCUCUACGCCAACCGCAACACCGUGCAAACCAUUGUCGACCUGUCACACAACCAGCUGCAGGGCGCGGUGCCCACAAAUCUGCUGGUAGCAGAUACUUUCUUCUACGACCACAACGACGGCCUCUGUGGCGCGCCCUACCUCCCCAUGUGCGGCCCUGACGGCAAGCCUGCUGCUGCCGAUCCUAAUGAUCCGCUCACCGCGCUCAUCACGAACAGCACUUAUGAAGGCACUGCUGACGGCUCCCCGCCUUUUGCUGACGUCAUGACCUCGCCUAAUCCUGACCAGCCCACCCAGCCCACCACUCCCACCCCUUGCACCGCCACGCCUGCUGCGGCGGAUCCUGCUGCAACUGAGCCGGCUGCUGUCGCUAAACCCGCUGCCACCUCUGAGCCUGCUGCCGCGCCCCCCCAGCUGACCUGCAACUGCGAGCAGCUGUCCGCGGGUGUCAUCUUCGGCAUUGCCUUUGGCGCUGCUGUGCUGACGGCUGUGCUGGUGGCGGCGGUGGUGCUGACGUGGCUGCACUACGGCAAUGCGCGCAAAGCGGCGCGUGUGGAGGGCGCUGGGUUCCUGUUUGUUAACGGGGAGAAGGUGAAUGGUGCGGCCGGUGCCAAGGAUAUUGAGAAUCCGCCCCCCAUGGGGAGCUUUAACGAGCGGGACCAGCCUCGCGCGCCCGCCGUACCCUCCGCGCCUUCCCCCAUGCUGCUCCCCUCCGCGCCCUCCCCCACUUCCGUCAAUGCGAUUGGCCGAUCGCGCUCCCUCACAAACUCCUCUUCCGCCUCCCUCGUCGUUGCCUCUGUUCUCUCCGCAUCCCGCUCCCCCCUCCCCGCUUUCCCGCGCCAAUCCUCCACUUCCUCCACGUCCCCCUGCCGUGCCUUGCGCCCGUCGCCCCCCGCCGCGCGCGGAAGCGGCGGGGGGCGGGGGGAAGACCCUUCCGCGGACGUCUCCCGCGAGUUCCCCAACGGCGACUCGUACCGCGGGCAGUGGGGCGCGGCGUGGGACGUGCCGCACGGCGCGGGGUGCUACGUGUGGGCGGACGGGAGCGUGUACGAGGGGGAGUGGGCGCGCGGGGAGAAGCACGGACAGGGGCUCUUUGUAUGGCCGUCGGGCGCGCGCUACAAGGGGGAGUGGGCGCGCGGGCAGAUGCAGGGCGUGGGGAGCUACUGGGGCGCGGACGGGUCGUUCUACACGGGGAACUGGGCGGCGGGCGUGAAGCACGGGCUCGGGCGCAAGCUAUACCCGAACGGGGACCGUUACGAGGGCUUCUGGUCGUUCGGCGCGGCGCACGGGCCGGGGCGGUAUGUGUGGGCGAACGGGAACGAGUAUUUCGGCGAGUGGGAGGGCGGGACGAUGAGCGGGUGCGGCACUUUCACGUGGGCGAGCGGCGAGCGGUACGAGGGCGAGUGGGAGGGCGGCGUGGAGCACGGCGUGGGCGUGUUCGCGUGGCGCGACGGUAGCCGUUACGAAGGCACGUGGAGCCGCGGGCUCAAGGACGGCUCGUUCAAUGCCGGUUCGGCAAGCUCAGGUUCGGGGAGGCUGGCUCGGAGGGGCGGCGUGGCGGCGGGUGGUGCAGCAGCAGCAGCAGCAGCAGGAGGGGGAGGGGGAGGGGGAGGGGGAGGGGGAGGGGGGGUUAACAGUGGAGUGAAGGGCGUGCAGAGGAUGCUACAGAAGCGGCUUACAGCGGGGACGAGGGCGCUGGAGGUGGCGCUGGGGCCCACAGGGAGCGUGUACCUGGCGGCUGAUGCCGUCCCCGCCAUGCCCCUCCCUGACUCCUCCUCGCUUGGCCGGGGGGACGCCAGGCCAAGCGCGCGGGAGGGGGUAGGCGGAGGGGAGAAAGGGGCGGAGAGGAGGGAGGCGGAUGUGGAGGGAAGGGAGGGAGUUGGGGUGAGGGAGGAGAGGGAGGGGAGAGAGGAGAGGGUGGUGAUUGCGAUUGGGAGGAGUUCAAGAGGGGAAGGCAGGGGCGAGAGGGUUGCAGGAGAACGGAGCAAGGGUGGAGGGCAGGCGAGCAUGGGCGGGGCAGUGAGUGACGCGGACAUGUGGCGGCCGCUGAUUGGCAGCGGUGCAGAGAGCAGCCAAUGGGAAGGAAGCAGCGGUGAAGCAGCGGUUGUGGGACCGCUGCAGGCACGGCCGAGUAAGGCAAGGAGGGAAGAGGGGGAUGCGCGGGAGAGGGGCGAGAUGCAAGGGGAGGAGGGUGUGGGGAUACACGGGAGAGGGGGGGGACAGCACAGAGGGAGAAUAAGGGGAGGGGCUGGUGGGGAGGAGGAAGAUCAGGAGGAGAACGGUGUUGGGAGCAGCGCUGCUGUCUCGCGGCCAAUGACAGCGAGCCACGUGUCGGAGGUGGACAUGGAGGGGCGGCAGGACAACUGGAAGGUGUGGAGGGAGGAAGCCCCCUCGCGCUGGCGCCACCACCUGGGCCUCCGCGGCCCCCCUGCUGCGCCCUCCCCCUCCCCCGCUGCUGCUCCCAGUUCCACCCCUGGCCCUGCUGCUGCCUCCCCUGGACCUGGAGCAUCCAACUCAGCACAUGCUGCUGCCAGCUCAGCAGCCGUAGCUGCCAGCUCAUCAGCGAGUGGGGUGUCAGCAGCGGCGGCGGCGGCAGGUGGGGCGGAGGGGGAGGGUUCACCGUGGGCCAUCACGCGUGCUCUCACCAUGGGCCCUGUGCCGGGGCGAGGGCAGCAGUACGCUGAGGGGGAGGCGCGCAGUGGAGGGGAGUGUGAGGCACAGGAUGCAAGAGAGGAGGAGGGGGUGAACGGGGAGGAGUCAGGAGGGGCGGCGGUGCUGCUAUGGAACGGGGGAGGCGAGGGAGGGGCGUUGAUGGUGAGGGAGUACGUGCAUGGCGUGCUCGUCGCUCAGCAGCCCCUCUCCUCCCACUCCCAUCCCCCGCGGUGGCACGUGCCGCGGGGCAGGGAGGGCAAGAAGGCGGGAGAGCUCAUAUACAAGGGUCACCGCAGCUACCUGCUCAUGCGCACCCUGCAGCUCGGCCUAAGGUACAGUGUGGGGAGGAUCACACCAGACGCGCAGAGGGACGUGGGGGCAGCAGACUUCUCCCACUGGCCGGCCGUGCGCUUCCCCCCGGCGGGCUCGCCCACCACGCCGCCACACUCCAUGCACGCCUUCAAGUGGCGCGACUACUGCCCCGCCGCCUUCAGAGCACUGCGAGCCAUGUUUGGCAUAGACCCGGGGGACUACAUGCUGUCGCUGUGCGGGGACGACGCGCUGAGGGAGCUGAGCAGCCCCGGCAAGUCAGGCAGCGUCUUCUUCCUCUCGCACGACGACCGCUUCCUCAUCAAAACCAUGCGCAGCGCUGAGCUGCAGGUGCUGCUGCGCAUGCUCCCCGCCUACUAUCGCCACGUGAAGCACAACCCACACACUCUCCUGACCAAGUUCUUCGGGCUGCAUGCCAUCAAGAUCUACCACACCGCCUCCUCCCGCACCGCCUCCCGCCUCGCCGCCAAGGCGGGCGGGCGCGAGUCAGUGAUUCGCUUCGUGGUCAUGGCCAACCUGCUGGUGUCUCCGCUGCGCGUGCACCGGCGGUUUGACCUCAAGGGGUCGUCGCAGGGGCGCAGCACGGGCAAGGUGGCGGUGGAUGACACCACCACUCUCAAGGACCUCGACCUUGACCUCGCGUUCCUCCUGCACCCGCCCUGGCGUCCGCUGUUGUUGCAGCAGAUAGCAGCGGAUUGCGCCUUCUUGGAGCAGCAGCACAUAAUGGAUUACAGCCUGCUGCUUGGCGUGCACUUCAAGGCCACAGGGCCCCCACCCGCCCCCAUCGUCACCAUCACUGACGCCCACCUUGACGGCCCAACCCCCGCCUCCCUCCAACCCGCAGCAGCACCGCAUGGCAGCAGUGCCAGUGCUGUCACCAGCAUGCCCGCAGAGAGGGAGCAAGGGCUGGAGGCCCAAGCAGGUGCAGCGGUCGGGCAGAGCGAGGCGAGGGAUGGGGGAGGCGGGGAGGAGAUGCAGCAGUCCCAGCAGGGCGAACAGGCGGCAUGUGAGAGUGACGCGGCUGCAGCCUCACGGCUGAAUGCACCUCCGCCCCUGCACCAGCUGAGGAGGCGUCUAUUCCGCCCAUGGCAGCGCAUUCUCACCGACUCGCCCUCUCCCCUGCAGAGAUCUCUGGGGGACCCGGGCCGAGGGGGCACAUCAUCCUCUCACACCUCCCCCUCUCACACCUCCCCCUCUCACGCCUCCUCCUCACACACCUCCCCCUCCCACACGUCACCAUCCCAUGCUGGUGCCACGGCUGCUACUACUGCCACCACUGGCUCUCCCGCCACUGCUGCCACUGCCCGUGCGGGCACAGCUCGGCACUUCUUCCCGCGCUCACUCACGGCUGGCAGCGGCGGCAGCAGCCCGCUGCACCUGCUGGCGCCCUCCUUCCCCCACUCGCACUCCCUCACCACUGACGGCAGCAGCGUGGACGAGGGGAGCGCGGAGGGGAGUAGCAGCUGUGGCGUGGUGGAGGGGGACGGGAGGGCAUGCAGUGACGAGGAGGUGUUGGGCUCAGCUGAUGAUCGUGGUGUGGCAGCAACUGGGACGGGCGGCAAGUCUGCAUGUGCAGCAGGGGCGGUGGUGGGGCAAGGCAUGGCGGGCACGGCAGUGAGGGUGGACAGGCGCACUCGCAGGGCCGUGGAGGACCCGCUGCUGGGGGAGGCGUAUGAGGUGCUGCUGCACUUUGGCAUCAUUGACAUCCUGCAGGAGUACGACGUGGGCAAGCGAGUGGAGCAUGUGGUGAAGAGCCUGCAGUACGACGGGCACUCCAUCUCAGCUGUCAACCCCUCGCUCUACGCGCGCCGCUUCCGCUCCUUCAUCCUCUCCACCUUCCCCGACCCCCUCCACCCCCACGCCUCCCAUCCCAAUGCUCCCCAUGCUCAUGCUCAUGCUGAUGCUGCUCACUCCUACUGCGCUGCUGAUGGUGGUGCAGGUGAUGGGGAUACUGAUGCUGAUGCUGAUGCUGAUGUUGAUGAUGGUGAUGGUGGUAACGGUAGUGGUAGUGAUGGUGAUGGUGGUGAUGGUGGUGGUAGUGAUGGUGAUGGUGGUGGUAGUGAUGGUGAUGGUGAUGGCUAUGAUGAUUUCCUUCUUGCCUCUCCCGCAGGAGGUGUUCGGGCGACGUGCAGCAUUUUCCGCCUGUCUCACUUCUAG